Lytechinus pictus (painted urchin) is the source of this 4622-nucleotide messenger RNA. RefSeq lists its product as uncharacterized. The coding region runs from base 549 to 1700 and encodes 383 amino acids. NCBI's taxonomy places the organism in Eukaryota, Metazoa, Echinodermata, Echinoidea, Temnopleuroida, Toxopneustidae. The transcript has 5 exons. The record is from RefSeq and is a predicted model, not a curated record.
GUCUUUCAAAGUCUGUCAGCAGUCCGUGAAUACCUGGUGCUGAUGAAUAAUAGAGUGCAAACAGAAAGAAUAAUGAAUUCGAAUUGAAAUAAGCAUUGAGUCGGUUUACUGGAGCGAGACACUCAGAUCGAAACAGGUCCCUGCGUUAAUUGCAUGUCGUCUCAGUGAAGGACUGUACUAAGGGAUGCAGUUUCAAUGACAGUUAUAUAAAACAGUUUAUGACUCUCUACGACCCAAACAUUCACACUUGAGUUUCCGUUUAAGAGAUCGUGAUCAUGUCGGUAACUUCAAGGAAUUGAAACUGGACAGGAAAACAUCGAAUGUAUCCCACCAAAAAGAAAAUAGAAGUACAGUUCUCUGGAAUCUGCUCAGAGAGGGACACCGUUGUUACACAUGUAUGAGUCAAGAAUGAAUUUAUCUUCCAGUGUUUCUCGAUGACUUUUGCACAUUAGCUGAUGGAUAGCCUCAUAAUCGAUAGGUAACACUGAAAGCAAUAUUCUACGCACUGUCUCUACAUUUUAUAAUGUGUAUCCACUUAUUACCGGCUCAUGACGAAUGACGUAACAAUUGAGUACCGGCUACUAUCCUCAACAGCAGUAGGACCUCCUAACAUCACAUCAAGCGAUCGGGGAAUGGCCAGUAGAGCAGUGAUUGCAAGUGUCAGCGUGGUGUCGGUGAUACUGGCUACCAUAGCAAUCACCAUUCUUAUAUUCUGCCUGUACAGAAGGAGAAAACAGGCCAGAAACAAGCCCAAGACUGACGGACGGAGAUCUGGAAAGACUCAUGGAUCCAGUACAAUGCGUUCAGACAAAAGUGACCACCCCUACGAAAACCCUUCGUUGCCACGGAGACUCAAUGCUAACCUUAAAUCUUCAACACCUGCUAAUGGUCAAAAUAGCGAUCCAUAUGUAACCCUCAAAGGCCAAUCUUUACCCCACCAAUACCAGUGGCUUGGUAACAAGGCACAACCCCCAGACGAGUCUGAGUACGACGAACUUGUGGCGUCAACGGAAGGAAGCACCGGUGGUUACUACUUCAAACUGGAACCAGGUUCACGGGGGAAUACCGGUCUUCGACCUGGACUGGAUCCUACAUCGACGACAACCGAUCCUGAUCAAGCGUAUGAUCUGGUCGAAGUUGGUAACAUGGUGGGAAAGAAUGUGAAUUCAAACAUAAAUCCUGAGACUUCUAGUAAAGACACGGGGGAUGACGAGGAUCCGUAUUACUUUAAGUUUGGAGGAUCGAAACGAGGAAGCUCCACAGCUCCUGCAUCUUUACGUCUUACCCAACAACCAGAUGGUAAACCUCCUAAUAAAGAGACAGGCAUCAAGGUAAACCGGAAACCAACAAUCGCUGCUAAACCAAAUCUUGCCACGCAUACGAAGGGUUCCGUCGAGGAGAGUGCCGACUACGACAAACUCGAUCGGUCUGCCAUCCGCAAGCAUGACUCGGAAGAUGUUAAUGCAAAUGAAUACAAUAAACUUUUACCGCGGUUGGCCGUCUCAAACAACACCAGCUCGGGUGAUAUGCCAAGUGAUGGAUAUCUGAAGGUGACAUUAGGGAAUGGAAGACAUUGUGGAGAUGAUGAUACCGAUGGUGAUCAAAGUCUUAUGGAGGCUAUAAUUAAUGACUAUAAUAAACUUGACAGGGGAGUAGAGAAAGAAAUUGACAGUUUGGCGGUUGCGGUUGCAGAUAAGUGAUCGUCUCUUCCUCAAGGCAAACUGAAAUAAACACUUGACUCGUACUAUCAUUUCAUUCAACAUGCUAUUAUCAGUACUACAUUAUAUGAUCAAGGGUGUGGUGAAAUAUCAGUAACUUAAUGCAAGUCAUAUCUUCAUGUGUUAUUGACAGUAAUUUAUUGAGAAAAUGUGUGUAAUUGGCAAUGGCGAAGAGUACUACUUGAUAUAGCUGUAUUAACGUCUAAUUUAACCUCUUGCAAGCAGUGAUCUUGCACUGAAAUCUUGGAAAACUAGAUGAAAAAAACAACAAAUUAUUAAUGUGACCAAGGCCUCAUUCACAAACCACCUAAAGGUAUAUUGUGCCCAAUGUCAUUUACUGACUAUAGUAAGUUUUGAGUAACAUACACAUGUGUAAUGAUUUUUCGAUCACAUUAUUGAAACGGUCAAGUGAAUUUGGUUCACAAAGAAAUUGGGACACUUUACGUCCUCUCUAGAACUCAUCGAUUUGGCUGACUGACUUUUAGGAACAAUGGGCUGUUGACCAGUGUCGGGACUUCGGCAAAACUUAGCAGUUGGCCAAUUGCCACCCAGGUCCAUCCAAAGUUCAGGCUACCUAUAGAUGUCUAUGUCAUAGAAUGUCUUACAUAUAUGUCUAGACAUUGUGACAUAAAAUUAAAGUAAAUUAGUAAGUCCAAUGGAUUAGUUUGAACUUUUAAGUAUACCUGGCUCUUUUGAAGACAGGUCAAUGAGCUACGGAGAAACAUCAUUGAUCUAGAGAUGUAUCUCGUCAGUUUGAUCACAAACAUAACUAUUAUUGUGUUCGAAACUGACUCGUAUAUACCAUAUUGCUUGAUAUAAGUAAUAUGUGCACAUACAAUUGAUUUAUUUUACUCGAAUUAGAAAAAAAGUAUUAUUCUAUGGAAAUGCGGGAGGGGAUAAUAUCCCAGUGUCAUGAUUUAUAUUUCGUUCGAUAUGGUUGGGAUGUGCGUAGUCAGCAUAUGUUGUAAUAACUGUAAUCAUGAUUACUAUACUUAUUUAUCCAUAUAUGUUUAUUGCCGACAAUUCAAGGGUCAGGAGCCCGUUUUAUAACACUAGUAUUAUAACAAAUUUACAAUAUCAGUUUAAAGCUACUGAAACCAGUAAAUUUGAUUGGAUAAUAACCAACUUGUUAAUAUAGAAAUUGUACUUUGUUGUUCUAACAAAUUUUUAUGAAAUUGGUCCUUGAUCUACCAAUAGCGUUUGUGAAAAUAAAAGAGAGAAAUAUACAUUUUCAAUGCCAAAGUGUUGUAUUGCUACACCUUUGUCUCGCCGAUUUCUAUUAAAUAUUGGCUCAGUGAAAUAGUCCCCCCCCCCCUCUCUCUCUCUCACACAUCCCCCAUCCCGUAUGAAACACAUGCAUCGUCGUCUGUACUGUUCGAGGGUAUAUAAUUCACUGAAGUGGGCGCGUCGGAAACAAACAUCCAAAGGUGGACCCACCUAUUGGGGCCGGGUGCUUUGCCACAAUAUUUUGUGGCAAAUUGGGCGCCAAAUACGCAGAAUUCCCUGGCUGGGGUACGUUGGGGAAGGGGGCUGGAGAUAUGUAUUUUUCCCAAAUGAUACCUUGACAGUGAGGAAGGGAAAUGACUGCUAAGCCUUUUCGAGAGUACUCUUUGUUUCGGUACACAACCCUGGUGAAUUCAAAGAUUUUCUGCAUUUUUUUGGGGGGAUGGAGGUGGGGGGGGGGGUAACUACCUCCACUAUCAAUAAACGCUCGUAUGCGUGAUCCCGCAUUUGAGAGCCUACAGGCACAAGUUAAUCCCAUGCACACUAAUACACAUUUUGUGGAAUCAUGAUGACCCUGCCCCUCCUUCGUUUCUGGGGCGCAAAUGAUCAUGCCAGUGGCUCUGUUGCCGACUUACAAGCUUGAAUAUGGUUCUAUUCGUUUUUUUUUUUUUUUUUUUUUGGGGGGGGGGGUAAUUUCCGUACAAUCUUGGUACCUACACUGUAAACUGGUGUUGACUCAAUGAUGCAUGCACGAAGAUGCCGAUUCGCGAGGCAAGUGUGCAGCGAAAAAAUAGAGACGUCAGGCCCUAUACAAUACUAGUAUAUCAUAAUUUUUCCAAAAUCGUCUACUUUCUUUUAAUCGGGGGGGGGGGGGGGGCUGUAUAGCCUAUUACGUCCCUUCCACUUCGUCCCUUUCCCUUCCCGAAUCCUACGGCCCUCCUGGUGAGCAUGUCAUGAAAUGACGGACUUUUUAUCCGAGGCCUGUUUUAUCGGACAGUUAAUAGUAACGGUGAUUUGACCAAUCAGAAUGAAGGAAAGGUUUCACAUCUGACAACUUGUCAGACAAAAAUGUUGAUGAAAGCCUCCCCUGGAAUGGAUAUCCUAUCCUAUUUAGAGCACGAGAGUCUUCUUCUGCAAUAAUAUUCAAAGGGCUCUAUCUGCAGCAUAGUCUCUCGAAGGUGAAAUUUAAGGAUGCAUGCACGUUAUGAGGAGGAGUCUAUUUUCAAAGUGGUUUUGCAGGAGAGUUGGGAAGCUGUCAAGCGAACUUGCAUUUAGGCCUACUAUUUGAUGAGGGAGUUUAUUCCACUCAGGAACAGAUAGUUGGGCAAAGUCAAAUUUGUCAAUAAAAUCUCUUGAAAGCAAUGAGAUUGAUCAAAUUAUUAUACGGCUUGCUCGCUUCGCUCGCAACUUUUAAUAAAUCUUACCCAAUAAGCCACAUAUGGCCCCCUCUAAUAUUUUUGACCAUACAUGUGCAUCUUUCAUGGCAUAGCCUAUAGUCCUCCAAUGUACCAUGUGAGUAAAAAAAACUGAACUGGACACCUCACAAACCCUCGAUUUAAGGAAAAAAUAUUGCAUGAACAAAUAGUUAUAUAUUAAGUUUACUUGUACCAAACGCUCUUGAGGUGUGAGUAUUUUUCAGACGCUUCUGACGAAGUCUUAAUAAAGACGAAAGCUAAAGCU